AUGCUCUUCCCGAGAAGGUCCUGUCUCUGGCUGUACAUUAUAGUAGGUGUCUCUCUGGGACACGAACUGAGCAACUCUCAGCCACAUGGGGGAAAGAGCUGCUAUCGGCUUUACAUGCUUAACUGCAACUUCAAAGAAGCAGAUACUUACUGCAAGAACCAGGGAGAACUCCUGACUUUCACUUGGAACCGAGGGCUUCAGACUCACAUACAAAGCAGCUACCAAAAAGAGACAACGUGGUGGGUGGGAACAAGCCUACAGACCCUAGGAAAGCAUCAAGAGGCAACCUACUCAGGAGAUGCCGCUGACUCAAAGGCCAGAAAGUGCAACUCCGUGACCAUAUAUCCUAAUGGCAUCCUUCCAAAACUGGACCAGUGCUCGGAGACGCAUCAUUUCAUUUGCCAGAUCGAAGAAACCUACUCGUCAACCCCAUGUGACCAGCAGCGUGUUUCUUCUGAUCAGUCUAAGCCACUAUGCUUUUCCUUGGAAAUUCCAAAAGCCAUGCCAUGGAUGAUAAGCAUGGCUCCAAACAGAAGCUCACAGGUGACAUCAGCCACACCUGCACCCAGCAGCCCACCACAGGUGACACCUGCCACACCUGCACCCAGCAGCCCACCACAGGUGACAUCAGCCACACCUGCAUCCAGCAGCCCACCACAGGUGACAACAGCCACACCUGCAUCCAGUAGCCCACCACAGGUGACAACAGCCACACCUGCAUCCAGUAGCCCACCACAGGUGACAACAGCCACACCUGCACCCAGCAGCUCACCACAGGUGACAACAGCCACACCUGCAUCCAGCAGCCCACCACAGGUGACAACAGCCACACCUGCAUCCAGCAGCCCACCACAGGUGACAACAGCCACACCUGCAUCCAGUAGCCCACCACAGGUGACAUCAGCCACACCUGCAUCCAGUAGCCCACCACAGGUGACAUCAGCCAUACCUACAUCCAGCAGCCCACCACAGAUGACAUCAGCCACACCUACAUCCAGCAGCCCACCACAGGUAACACCUGCCACACCUACAUCCAGUAGCCCACCACAGGUGACAACAGCCACACCUGCAUCCAGUAGCCCACCACAGGUGACAUCAGCCACACCUGCACCCAGCAGCCCACCACAGGUGACAUCAGUCACACCUGCACCCAGCAGCUCACCACAGGUGACAUCAGCCACACCUGCACCCAGCAGCCCACCACAGGUGACAUCAGCCACACCUGCAUCCAGCAGCCCACCACAGGUGACAUCAGUCACACCUGCACCCAGCAGCUCACCACAGGUGACAACAGCCACACCUGCAUCCAGCAGCCCACCACAGGUGACAACAGCCACACCUGCAUCCAGCAGCCCACCACAGGUGACAACAGCCACACCUGCAUCCAGUAGCCCACCACAGGUGACAACAGCCACAUCUGCAUCCAGUAGCCCACCACAGAUGACAUCAGCCACACCUACAUCCAGCAGCCCACCACAGGUAACACCUGCCACACCUACAUCCAGUAGCCCACCACAGGUGACACCUGCCACACCUACAUCCAGUAGCCCACCACAGGUGACAACAGCCACACCUGUACCCAGUAGCUCUCCACGUGUGACACCAGCCACACCUGUGUCCAGCAGCCCACCACAGGUAACACCUGCCACACCCAUAUCAAACAGGUCACCAUGGCCUGUCGUGACAGAGGUCACCAGGCCGGAAUCCACUAUUCCUGCUGGAAGAUCUUUGGCAGACAUCACUUCAAGCCCAAAGGAAGAUUCUCACUCAGAAGUUCUCUCCUCUCACCCUCAAACAUCAUUUCCGAGUACAGCCUAUUGGGUCACAGAUCAGACAGCAGAGAAGUUGGUCCCAGAAAUACCUGCUUUUCAAGCACACAGUGAACUCCAGAAAGCUUAUGACAUCCUCCAGAGAGUGAGAAACUCCCCUCCGACAUCUCCUACACCAGCUCAGGUCAGCGUGGCCAAUUUGCUCAUCCACCUGAGUGAGCAGUUGCUGCUGAUGAUCCCGUUUCAGAACAAUGACAGUAGGAACUUCAAAACUCCCACAAGCCCCUUACAGGCUCUCGGAAGCACAAUAACAACCACAGAAGGAAGUCAGCAGGUUCUUCUGCCAGACACAGAGCAGGUUGAGGACAUGCUGGAGAUGUCCUUGAUGGCCCUGGGAGAGAUCCACAAAGCAUUUUCCCAACAGAGCCUGCCUCUGGAGUCGGCAGUGACCUUGACCUCUCCUGUGGCUACCGUGGUGUUGAGCAGCCACAAUGUAUCAUCUUUGCCCCUGAGCACUUAUACUCUGGGUGGCCCCGCACCCUUGAGGCUAGGUUUUCCAUCCGCAGAAGCACUGAAAGAACUCUUGAAUAAAUACACAGGAGUGAACCUUCAAGUAACAGGACUGGCUUUCAACCCUUUUGAGACUUCGGAUGACAGGAAUAUUGUUGGAAGUAUUGGAAAUGUGCUAUUGAGCUCUGAUUACCAAUCGCUCCAAGUCCAUGAUUUAAUAGAAGAUAUAGAGAUCAUGCUCUGGAGAAAUGCCAGCAUGGAGAUCCAGCCCACCAACCUCAACACAAGUACAGACCGUUUCACAAUCACAGUGAAUAUCACCUCUGUGGAGAAAACACUUAUUGUAACCAUCGAACCCGAAAGUCCUCUUCUAAUGACACUCUACCUGGGCUUCCAGGACAAACAGAACCACACUCACUUCUACCACAACACCAGCCUUCCGAGAGACCACGUGUGGCAGAAAGAUGAGGAGUACACAUGGGUGCUGACACCGGAGAGCCUGCAGUACGGGACUGGCACCUACUACAUAAUGGCCGUGGUAAAUAAAAGUACAGAGGCCACACAGCACACACCUAUCCUGGUCUCAGUGGUAACUGCUGUAACCCAGUGCUAUUUCUGGGACCGAAACAACAGGACAUGGAGGAGCGAUGGAUGCCAAGUAGGGCUGCAGAGCACCAUGCUGAAGACACAGUGUCUCUGUAACCACCUGACCUUCUUCAGCAGUGACUUCUUCAUCCUGCCCAGGACGGUAGAUGUGGAAAACACCAUCAAACUGCUUCUUCAUGUGACCAGCAACCCUGUUGGGGUGUCGCUGCUGGCCAGCCUUUUAGGAUUCUAUCUCCUCCUAGGCACGUGGGCUUGGAGGAAGGAUCGAGCAGACUUGCAGAAGGUGAAGUUGACCAUCCUGGCUGACAACGACCCCAGCUCUGCAUUUCACUACCUUAUCCAGGUCUACACUGGGUAUCGAAGGAGGGCUGCUACAACAGCCCAGGUUGUCAUCACCCUCUAUGGCUCCGAGGGGCACAGCGAGCCCCACCACCUUUGUGACCCACAGAAGAGAGUCUUCGAGCAGGGAGCACUGGACGUUUUCCUCCUCUCCACUGGGUCCUGGCUGGGGGACCUGCAUGGCCUUCGGCUGUGGCAUGACAAUUCUGGCGACAACCCUUCUUGGUAUGUAAGCCAAGUGAUCGUCAGCGACAUGACUGUGAAGAAGAAAUGGCAUUUCCGGUGCAGUUGUUGGCUGGCAGUGGACUUGGGCCACUGCGAGCGUGAUCGGGUCUUCACACCCGCCUCCAGGAGGGAGCUCUCUUCCUUCAGCCACCUGUUCUCCUCCACGAUCGUAGAGAAGUUCACCCAGGACUACCUGUGGCUUUCGGUCGCAACCCGACAUCCCUGGAGCCAGUUUACGAGAGUGCAGCGCCUCUCGUGUUGCAUGACGCUGCUCCUCUGUGACAUGGUCAUCAACGUUAUGUUCUGGAAGAUGGGUGCUACCACGGCCAAGAGGGGCUCUCCUUUCGUAGGUCCGUUGGCUGUGACCUGGUCAGAGAUAGUCAUCAGCUUCCAGACUGCCAUCAUCCUCUUCCCUAUCCAUCUUGUCUUUGGGCGGCUCUUCCAGUUGAUUCACCCACUAGAAACUCUGCCCCCUCUUCCUCCCACCCAGGCUGCCUGCCCCUCAGGUCUUGUGUGUGAGUCCCCAUCUCCUACACAGGUGGUCAUGGAAUUGAAGCAAACUGUGGGGUUCCUGCUCAGAAGAAAUGCUCACCUGCUCUCGGAACGUGAACAGUCUUCGUGGAGUUCUUGUGACAUUGACACGCUGGUGACGCUUUUAUCCAGCCUCAUUUGUUCUCACUUAGAAGAGCAAGGCUGUCACCAGCAGAGGGAAGCCCGGAGGGAAGCCGCGGAAAACCACCACCAUUUCUGCCGCUAUCUGCUCCAAGUUCUGCAGAGACUGAAAUCCCACCUAAGUGCGCUCGGUGCUGCUCAGGCCCACCAGCCCUGUGACUUCUCAGGAGCGGUUAGCCAACUCCAAAACCUCCAGGAACUCCUGCAAACGCAGAUUCUUCCCAGGGAUGGAGGGCCAUGCAGGCACACGACCAGUUUCCCAGUCCUAAGCCCAGAAGAAGGGAAGAAGCACAUGUCUUUGUGCCUGGUCAGGUGGUUGAAGUACAGCUGCUGGCUCCUCCUAGGUGUCAUGAGCCUGGUUUCAGCUUUUUUCACAACACUUUAUAGCCUGGAGCUGAGCAAAGACCAAGCCACCAGCUGGGUUAUUUCGAUGCUGCUAUCAGUCCUUCAAGACAUCUUCGUCAGCCAGCCCAUGAAGGUGAUCGUCCUCUCCUUCCUGUUCUCACUGACAGCGAACCAGAUGCCAUGGCUUAACAAAGACAAGGAACAACAUGCCAAGAGAAUCGUAGCACUUUGGGCGAAGUGUUCCUCAUCAGCUCCUGGUUUGAGAGAUAAGAACAAUCCCGUCUAUACGGCCCCAGCAGUGGCCAGCUCUGCCAGGCACCCAGGAAGAGCCUGGAAGAAGCAGCUCUUCAAGCUGACUGGCGGUAGCCUGGUCCAGAUCCUCUUUCUGGGCCUGCUGAUGGCUACCGUCUACUCCGCCAGGGACUCCAGUCAGUUCCUCCUCCAUCAGGCUAUCUCGAAGAGGUUUUCCCACCGCUUCUCCGAAAUCAAACUUCUGAAGGAUUUCUACCCCUGGGCCAACCACACCCUCCUUCCCAACCUGUAUGGGGAUUACAGCGGAUUUAUUACUGAUGGGAAUUCCUUUCUUCUGGGCAAUGUUCUGCUUCGCCAGAUUCGCAUUCCUAAUAGCACACUCUUCCCAGUAUCUCUCCACGAACCAGAGAACUCACAGCCCCAGCAUCAGGAGGACAGAGAGAACUAUGGGGUCGACUGGGCCCCCCCUGAUACAAACAUCACAGAAACUGACAGUAUUUGGCAUUAUCAGAAUCAGGAGCUACUGGGAGGCUAUCCUAUCCAGGGAGAGUUUGCCACUUACUCGGGAGGAGGAUACGUUGUGAAGCUUGGGAGAAACGCCAGUGCCGCAGCCAGAGUUCUGCGGCACCUGGAACAGAGGCGAUGGCUGGAUCAUGGCACCAAAGUCCUCUUCGUGGAGCUUACAGUCUUCAAUGCUAACGUGAACCUGCUGUGUGCGGUGACCCUCAUUUUGGAAUCCAACAGUGUGGGGACUUUCUUCACCUCUCUACGCCUCGACAGUCUGACUUCCCUCCAGUCAUCCGAGAGGAGUUUUGCUUGGAUUAUCUCACAAGUCAGCUACUACCUGCUUGUCUGUUACUACACCUUCAUACAGGGCUGUCGGCUGAAACGGCAGAGGUGGAAGUUCCUCACUAGGAAAAGAAACCUUCUGGACACGAGUAUAAUCCUCAUUAGCUUCAGCAUUUUGGGGCUCAACAUCCAGAGCCUUUCUCUCCUUCAUAAAAACAUGCUGCAAUAUCGCCGUGACCGGGACAGGUUCAUCAGUUUCUACGAGGCACUGAAAGUGAACUCAGCUGUCACUCACCUCAUGGGCUUCCUGGUUCUGUUGGCAACUGUGCAGCUGUGGGACAUACUGCGACACAAUGCCCAGUUCCAGCUCAUCAGCAAGACGCUGAACAAGGCCUGGGAUGAGGUGGUUGGCUUUAUACUGCUCAUCGUGACCCUGCUGAGCAGCUAUGCCAUGACUUUCAAUCUGCUGUUUGGAUGGAGCAUCUCUGACUACCAGAGUUUCUUCAGCUCCACAGUGACUGUUGUUGGCCUCCUGAUGGGAAUUUCUAGCCACAAGGAGGUUAUUGCUCUCUACCCGGUCCUCGGCUCCUUUCUGGUCCUCACUAGCAUCAUCUUGAUGGGACUCGUCAUCAUUAAUCUUUUUGUUUCUGCCAUUCUCAUUGUCUUUGGAAAAGAAAGGAAGGCCCUUGAGAAAGAAGCUACACUGACAGAUAUAUUACUACAAAAGCUCUCAAGCUUGUUAGGAAUCCGCCAGCAGCAGAAUCCUUCAUCUGAGAAGCAUGCUGACAACACUGGUUCCUCAAAUCUGCGGGAAAGAUCAUCAAAGUCUAUGUCUUCUGAUGCUGAGGUACUGGCUCCAGCAGAUGCAGUUGGGAGUGUGUCCGGCACAGAUGGCAACUCUGGCAGUACAAAGUUGUUGUAAUUAUCCAUGGGUCUGGAAGGGGGCUUUGCAGGAGCUUCUGGCUUGGG
This is a messenger RNA of Microtus oregoni (creeping vole), 6476 nucleotides long. It is a transcript of the gene Pkd1l3, whose product is annotated as polycystin 1 like 3, transient receptor potential channel interacting. Gene Ontology annotation, molecular function: protein binding; calcium channel activity; calcium ion binding. Gene Ontology annotation, cellular component: membrane. Gene Ontology annotation, biological process: detection of mechanical stimulus. The transcript is spliced from 32 exons. The record is from RefSeq and is a predicted model, not a curated record. The coding region runs from base 1 to 6429 and encodes 2142 amino acids. Lineage: Eukaryota; Metazoa; Chordata; Mammalia; Rodentia; Cricetidae.